AUGGUGGAAGUCGUCAACGAAGCAUCGAGCGGUAUAGAAUAUUAUUUACCUCAUCAUGCAGUCUUGAAGCCGGACAGCACAACUACGAAGCUGCGAGUAGUGUUCGACGCAUCUUGCAAAACGAGCACAGGUGUGUCUCUCAACGACGCCUUGAUGGUGGGUCCGGUAGUGCAAGACGAUUUGCUGGACAUCAUUCUACGAUUUCGGUUGCAUCGGUACGCGAUAGUGGCAGACGUCGCAAAGAUGUAUCGCAUGGUGAAUGUUACAGCAGAUGAUCAACGACUUCAAAGAAUUCUAUGGCGAAGUUCGGUAGAAGAGCAAUUACGUACGUACGAACUAACGACAGUAAUGUACGGUACAGCGUCUGCACCGUAUCUAGCGACGAAGUGCCUGCAGAAGUUAGCGGAAGAAGGAAGACAAACGCACCCGGUAGCUGCUAAGGUGCUUAAGCAGGACUUCUACGUCGAUGAUAUGUUGACAGGUAUAGAUAACAUUGAAAGAGGGAACCAGUUCGUCGGUGAUAUGAUUGCGUUGACUAAAUCGGCAGGAUUUAUGCUGCGUAAAUGGAACUCUAACUGUAAGGAGAUUCUAAUGAACGUGCCGGAGAGUUUGCGUGAUGAUCGUACGAUUUUAGAGCUAGACUCGGCGAGUUGCGCAGUAAAGACUUUGAGUUUGGUUUGGGAACCCGGUACGGACACAUUCCGGUUCAGUGCACCGAAGUGGAGCACAGGUGUCAUCACAAAGCGAGCUGUUCUCGCUGAUGUGUCCCGUUUAUUCGAUCCGUUGGGAUUAGUCAGUCCCGUAGUAAUUCAGGCCAAGAUCUUUAUACAAGAUUUGUGGAUGCAAGAAUGCGGAUGGGACCAGCCACUGGGUGAAAGGCUGCAAGAACAGUGGCAAGAGUUUAGGCGGAAUUUGGCCGGCCUGGAAGGAUUAUCCGUACCACGGUGGACGGGAAUCGGCAGCCACGUUGUAUUAGUGGAAAUCCACGGAUUUUGCGAUGCGUUCGAGAAGGCCUACGGGGCAUGCAUCUACAUUCGAACGGUAGCUGAUGGAGGAUUGGUCGAUGUCCAUCUUUUAACGCCAAAUCCCGUGUUGCCCCAUUGGAAAAUUUGA
This is a messenger RNA of Topomyia yanbarensis, 1113 nucleotides long. RefSeq lists its product as uncharacterized. The transcript has a single exon. The record is from RefSeq and is a predicted model, not a curated record. NCBI's taxonomy places the organism in Eukaryota, Metazoa, Arthropoda, Insecta, Diptera, Culicidae. The coding region runs from base 1 to 1113 and encodes 370 amino acids.